Pteronotus mesoamericanus is the source of this 1082-nucleotide messenger RNA. It is a transcript of the gene MOSPD1, whose product is annotated as motile sperm domain containing 1. The record is from RefSeq and is a predicted model, not a curated record. NCBI's taxonomy places the organism in Eukaryota, Metazoa, Chordata, Mammalia, Chiroptera, Mormoopidae. Bases 382 to 1023 code for a protein of 213 amino acids. Gene Ontology annotation, cellular component: cytoplasm. The transcript is spliced from 8 exons.
GAGGGCGGAGAGAGGUGGCAUUUGAGUCCUCCGGUAUCCCAGCAGGCAGUGCAGCCCAGAGACGCUGACAAAGGACCGGAGGAGCAGUCGCAGCUGCUUUCUGAGGAGCCAGUGUUGCCGAGGACCUCCGCACGAAUCCUGAUGGUUGCACCAGCUGCUUGGCUGUAAACAGGCUCACAUGACCGGUUUCACGUGGAGCCAGCCGGUGUGGGGAUGGGGGCUGGAAAGGCUGGGCCUGACCCAAUCAGAAACUACCAGAAAAUCUUCCCAUCCCAAUAAAAUUGCCAAAAUGCUUUGGAAUUUUUAACUAACUAUAAGAAAAAUCUAAAAUAGAUUUAAGACUGUAAAAACAGAAGCUGCAGCAAGGGGGAUUCAGUGCCAAUGCAUCAACAAAAAAGACAGCUAGAGUUAGUGGAAGGAAAUCUUCCUGUUUUUGUGUUUCCCACGGAGUUAAUAUUUUAUGCAGAUGACCAGUCAACGCAUAAGCAAGUGUUGACUCUAUAUAAUCCCUAUGAGUUUGCCUUAAAGUUCAAAGUUUUGUGUACUACUCCAAAUAAGUAUGUUGUCGUUGAUGCUGCAGGUGCAGUAAAGCCUCAGUGUUGUGUGGAUAUUGUGAUUCGUCAUAGAGAUGUUCGAUCCUGUCACUAUGGUGUAAUAGACAAAUUUCGUCUGCAAGUUUCUGAGCAAAGCCAGAGGAAGGCUUUAGGAAGGAAAGAGGUUGUGGCUACUCUUCUCCCUUCUGCAAAAGAGCAACAAAAGGAAGAAGAGGAAAAAAGAAUAAAGGAACCAUUAAGCGAAAGUUUAUUUUUUGAGCAGCCAUUUCAACCAGAAAAUAGAACUGUCUCCUCAGGACCUAGUUUACUAACUGUCUUCCUGGGAGUGGUGUGCAUUGCAGCUCUGAUGCUUCCUACACUGGGGGAUGUGGAAUCGCUUGUGCCUCUCUACCUCCACUUAAGUGUGAAUCAAAAAUUAGUGGCUGCUUACAUCUUAGGUCUUAUCACAAUGGCUAUACUGAGAACAUGAGCAAGAAAUUCAGUUGACUUCUGAAGUAAAUUUAUCUUGAAAAUAUGAAUGUGGACUGC